GCAGCUCCUACAUUGGCUUUACUAUUUACCAAACAUAUUUUCCGUUUACAUGGAGCUCCUGAGGUUAUUAUUUCUGACAGAGCUCCGCAAUUUGUGUCACGUUUUUGGAGACAUUUCCAUGAGUGUUUAGGAACCAAAUUGAACGUCUCCUCAGCUUUUCAUCCACAAACGGAUGGUCAAUCUGAAAGAGUUAAUGGCUUGUUGGAGCAGUAUUUACGUUGUUUCUGUCUAGAACAACCAACUGCUUGGGUAAAAUGGCUGUCGGUGGCUGAGUUCGCCUAUAACAACGCUGUACAUACGUCUAGUCAACACCCCCCAUUUGAGUUAACUUAUGGCUUUCAUCCGCGGGGAGGGGUGGCACCGUCAACCAAUGUGGUUUCCUCUGACCCGGUGUACCGUUCCUCUGAAAUGGCUGCCUUGCAUGAUGUUGCUCGUCGUUUGCUAUUAGAAGCUAAGGCAGCGCAAAAGACUCAAGCCGACCGUCAUAGACAAGCAGGGGAAGAGUUGGAGGAAGGGGAUUUGGUUUGGUUAUCCUCUAAGUACAUUAAGCAGGCUGGGGGAAAGUUUGCGCCACGGUAUUUGGGACCUUUUCCUAUUGUCAAAAAAAUUUCUUCUGUAGCAUUUCGUUUGCGUUUGCCUUCUACUUUCAAGAUCCAUCCUGUCUUUCAUCGUUCUUUGUUGAAGUUAGAUACUUCUGGGUGCCGUAACACUGUAGCUGAAGACAUCACUGCUGUAUCUCCACCUUUGGAGGAGGAGGCCUUUGUGAGAGGGGAUAGUGUUAUGGUUGAGCCUUAUGGCUCUGAUUCUGGGAGACGUGGUCGUAAGACUCCUCGGGAGUCAGACACUCUCGAGGAGCGAGAAAGGAAGCGGCUGCGGGACUUAUUUGCAGAACCAUCUGACGAGGACUCCUUUGAGGGUUUUACUGAGAGAAUGGAGGAAGAGAUGGUUAGCUCAGAGGAGGAUGACAUGGAAUGGACUCGUGUGAGGGAGGAUUUGGGUGCCACCGGCAAUGAUAGUAUGGAAGGCGAUUUGGGACCUUCAGGAUUAGACCCGUGGACAAGCUGGAGGGAUGGAACGGGAUCCACAGCUGGGGAUGCUGUGGGGCGUAGUCAAAGGUGUUUCAGCUCUGAUGAGGAGGAUGAUGAUGAGGCACCUGGAAUUAGGGUAACAGCUGAUAGCGAUGAGGAGUUGUAAACUGGCAUAAAAUGGGGUUUAGAAUCUAGGGCUAAUUGCGUUGGGCAAGGUAAUCUGGACGAACGCUUGGGCUCUUGCUGGGAAUUUCCUGAAGACGGGUGUGUUUCGUUUGCUGAAUACCUUGGACCUCCGUCGUCUUCUUGACGGACGCCAAUUGUUUACUCUGGACUGACUGACUGACUGACUGACUGACUGACUAUGACCUCGGACUAUCCUUCCUGUGGCUAUCGUUGGAACUGGUGAACUACAAACAUCUGUACCUGGCUGUCGACCUUCGGACCGGAUUGGGACCUCGCUGACCGUUGCUGCCCCUGAUUGAUGUGUUUGAACCCGGAGAUUGUUUGCUGCGUGGAGGAGUAACUUCUUAGUUACUCAAUCACAGCUUUUGGUAGCAGAGAAGUAUCUGCUGCCAGUUAUUUGUGUUUCUUUGAACCUUUGUUCACCAGCUUUUGUUUGUUUAAAGUCCCAGGCUGAAGUAAGCAUUUUUGGUUUAACCCGGAUUAAACUCCAGUUUAAUCUGGUUUAUCUUUUGAACGUUUUCUAGUAUCUUUUCACUUCAAAGGCGAAUGUUUGCCUAGCCCUUGUCUUUUACGGGCGUUUUUGGUUCUGUAACUCCAAUAAACUCUGUUGAAUCUUAUCUGGUGGCGUUCUGUCCUUGACAGUAUGUCUUUCUGUGCAUCGAUAUAGGAAGGGGGCCUGUCUGCAUAAUAGCCAGUACUCUUUAAAUUGGAGUUUCCCUGAACUGACUCCGGUGGUAGGUGGGCCAGUGAGACAGGGAAGAGUGAAUGAUGUGGUUAUAGACUUCCAUAACACUUCCUAUACGUUUUGGGGGACAGGGUCCUGCAAUAAUGGGAUACCCUUAGGCCUGGAAUGAGGGUUUUCACUCUUGAAAAACUAUGAAGUUUGGGAGGGAGGGCCUUUCACUGAUGAUUGCCAAGAGGUACAGCCAAAGGAAUUUGAUUGGGCUUCAGGAUCUAUGGUGCUUGUAUGUCCUGGAGGGUGGUCCGAGGGAGUGACACCCAGCCCAAGGAUAGUUCAAACUAGGUGGCUAAUAACAUAAGAAUUAAGUAUUUUACAGGUGAAUUCCCCUUAACAGUGCUUUUGUUCAAAGGUGAUCCCCGAAGUUAUUAAUAAAUAGGUAAAGAAAUUGCCCUUUAGGUCCAUUCUCUGUGUAUGGUCUCUUUAAUUCACGGUAGGAGUUCACAAGCAGAUUUGAAGUUAAUACAGUUCUAGAUAACAAAUGAGAAAUUUUGAGCCCAAUUGAACAUUAAAUUUACCAAAUGUAUCACAAUUAUAGAAACAUCUGUGCUAGGU
Molecule: messenger RNA, 2508 nt
Organism: Anolis carolinensis (green anole)
Lineage: Eukaryota; Metazoa; Chordata; Lepidosauria; Squamata; Anolidae
Exons: 2
Coding region: 409-1194 (261 amino acids)
Source: RefSeq, a predicted model, not a curated record